AUGCCCGACAACUUGGACCAAUCGCAAGCCCAUCUAUCCCAAUCCGAUUCCCAGACCAACUUGGGCAACAGCAGCAUGUCCACCACCAACGACAUCAAACAACACCGCCGCUACUCGUGGUGGUGCCGCGUGCUCGGUGUUACGCAAGUCGUGCUGCAGACUGUGUAUCUGGGGUUGAACUACUGGACAAACGGGCAUCUGACGGUUUUGCAAAUGACGACGGCGGGGUUGUAUAUUCUAGGGGCGGCGCUUAUGGAGGUCGAUUUGAGGAGGAAGGAGAGGGAGUUUUGGAAUGUGGUGGAGAAUGGGGGGAAGAAGGAUGUUGAGAAGGGGAGGCUGGCUUGGGAGGAGGGGGCUGAUGAGAAGACGGGGUUUUUGAGCGAGAAGGCGGAAGGGGAAGGGGAUAGAUACAAGGGCCGGGAUGAUGGUAAAGAGAAGGUGGAAGUAAGGGCGGAAGAGAUGAAGGGGGACUCUGAGAUAGUCUCAGUUUGA
Molecule: messenger RNA, 492 nt
Organism: Alternaria conjuncta
Lineage: Eukaryota; Fungi; Ascomycota; Dothideomycetes; Pleosporales; Pleosporaceae
Exons: 2
Coding region: 1-492 (163 amino acids)
Source: RefSeq, a predicted model, not a curated record